GCACACCCUUGUAUACUGCGCACCCUUGUAUUAUACGCACCCAUGUAUACUGCGCAUCCUUGUAUAAUACGCACCCUUGUAUUGUGCACACCCUUGUAUAAUACGCACCCUUGUAUUAUGCACACCCUUGUAUUAUGCACACCCGUGUACACCCUUGUAUUAUGCACACCCUUGUAUAAUACGCACGUGAUAGUUGUAGAAAUCAAAAACUAA
Lottia gigantea (owl limpet) is the source of this 213-nucleotide messenger RNA. RefSeq lists its product as hypothetical. The transcript has a single exon. NCBI's taxonomy places the organism in Eukaryota, Metazoa, Mollusca, Gastropoda, Lottiidae. The record is from RefSeq and is a predicted model, not a curated record. The annotation marks the transcript as partial.